This is a messenger RNA of Lytechinus pictus (painted urchin), 7365 nucleotides long. Its product is annotated as structural maintenance of chromosomes protein 1A-like. Gene Ontology annotation, cellular component: cohesin complex; chromosome; nucleus. The record is from RefSeq and is a predicted model, not a curated record. NCBI's taxonomy places the organism in Eukaryota, Metazoa, Echinodermata, Echinoidea, Temnopleuroida, Toxopneustidae. Bases 1290 to 4985 code for a protein of 1231 amino acids. Gene Ontology annotation, molecular function: DNA binding; protein binding; ATP binding. The transcript is spliced from 23 exons. Gene Ontology annotation, biological process: sister chromatid cohesion.
ACGAAGACCAAACCUUGUCUUGUCUUGGGUUAAAGGGGAAUCCAGCCUUGGCCAUAAAAUGUUGUGUUAGGAAGGAGAAAAAUAAAUUAAACAGAAGGGUGAAAGUUUGAAAGAAAUCGGACAAGCAAUAAGAAAGUUAUAGCUGCUUUAAAUUGAGAUCACCAAUACUAUGUAGAUUUCAAAUUGGCAACUGGGUAAGUAAAUUAUGACAGGGGGCAAGGACAACUUUCCCAUAGGCCAUGUACUUUAUGAUCAGGGAUUUGCGGUUUUCUCCUAAGUACCCAUUCCCCUGGGGCAGUAAUCUAAAUAUAACCCAGGUAGUAUAUUGUUUUAUGUCCUCAUGGAAGAAAAAUAUAAUUUGAAAUAAAACUUUUGGGGAAAAUGACAUUUUAGCCAUAAUAUGUAUUGGAGUACGUGGAAGAGUAGUCCUUGCCUUACAUCACUCUGACAUCCCAUAUGCGGCCAGUUUGAAGCCUCCAUGGGUAAAGUGAUUACCAAUAUUUACAACUUUUAAAAAUUCAUAACUUUCUUGUUUGUCCAAUAUUGUUCAAACUUUCACCUAUCAACUUGUCUGAUUUUUCUUUUCCUUAUAAAAACAAGUUUUUAUUUGGGUUGGAUUCCCCUUUAAGUCGGCAUAUGCAGACUUGCUGUACUCUGCCAACUUCAUUGAUGAGUGUGAGAUCACCGAGUCUUGAAGCUAUUGACCGUUGAUGCUGUAACUACUUCAGAUGGCAAAGAAUUCCAGUCAUUGACCCCUCUGACACUGAAAGUUUUCUGUCUCGUAUUCAGUAUAUUCCUUUCCAUAAACAGCUUGUAUAGAUGGCCACUCGUUGCUUGAGUGAUAGCUGAUGUGAAGAAUAGAUCUCUAUUCACAUCAUCAAUGCCAUGAAUGUCCCUCCUUUGUCCCUUCUGGUAGUGGUAGCUGGUUGAAAGGAUUUUAAUUGGUUAAAUGAAUUGGUGAGAGUGCUAUGAAACAGCCUUUCUCAUUUGAAAUUGCAUCAUAAAUAUGUGUGCCUUUAGGAUAUAAAGUAAAAAAAAAAUUGUUCUCAGAAUACAAAUUUGGAGAGAAUUUAUGGAUAUUAUUUAUUUCACUGAUUUCAACAAUCUAGAUAAACAAAAUAUUUUAUCUUGAGAUAAAAUGCAUCAACGAAUACCACCCCUGUGCAUUUACUUGUAUCUUGAAGAUAAUCUUCCUGAUUGCAAGUGUAAAUAUCAAAUAGUAAUUGCAAGUUUAAAUUUCAUAUACCCGGUAGUAAAUUAAGAUCCCUUAAAUAUUGAAUAUUUCUCCUAUGCUUGCAAAUUGUAGAUAUACUAAACUUGCAUUCUUGAAUGUUGAUUGUAAUUUUGCAGGAAAGUCCAACUUGAUGGAUGCCAUCAGUUUUGUACUGGGAGAGAAAACAUCCAAUCUUCGUGUUAAACGACUUUCUGAGCUGAUUCAUGGAGCUCCUAUUGGCAAACCAGCAUCUAAUCGGGCUACAGUCUCAGCAAUCUAUUCUGAAGAAGAUGGUAGCGAGACACAGUUUACCCGGAUAAUCAUGGGAGCUUCUUCAGAAUACAGGAUUGAUAAUAAAGUGGUUAGUGCAGCACAGUAUGCAGAAGCCUUGGAGAAGAUUGGUAUCCUUGUCAAAGCUAGGAACUUUCUAGUGUUCCAGGGUGCUGUUGAGUCAAUUGCCAUGAAGAAUCCCAAGGAGCGAACUGCCCUCUUUGAAGAAAUCAGUCGCUCUGGUGAACUACGGGAAGAGUACGAGCAACGUAAGGCUAAUAUGAUCAAAGCAGAGGAAGACACACAGUUCAACUACCAUAAGAAGAAGGGUAUCGCUGCUGAACGCAAGGAAGCUAAACUUGAAAAAGAAGAAGCAGAGAGAUACCAGAAACUCAAAGAAGAAUUGGCCGACAAGCAACUGGAGUUUCAACUCUUCAAACUAUACCACAAUGAGAAUGAUAUCAAAAGGCUUUCAGAUGAAUUGGGAGGUAGGAACGAGGAACUGAAGAAGUCUGUUGAGAAGAGGGAAGGGGUAGAGGAACGUAUUCGAGGAAAGAAGAAGGAACUUGGACAGCUUACCAGAGAGUUGGCUGCUAUUGAGAAGGACACUAGAGAAAAGGAAGUAGAGUUGAACAAGAAGAAACCACAAUUCAUCAAGGCUAAAGAGAAUACAAGCCAUAUGAACAAGAAGCUGGAAAAUGCCAAGAAAUCCCUGAAGUCUGCUAAGAAGGCUCAUGAUAAACACAUGGCUGAUAUCAAAGAGCUAGAAGAUGAAUUGGAUACUGUGGAGAGGAAGAGACACGAUUAUGAAGAGAGAUUAGAAGAAGAGAGCCAGAGUCAAGGCAAAGACAUGACCCUAGAAACAUCACAGGUUGAGGAAUACCAUUCUUUGAAGAAAGAAGCUGGUAUGAGAGCAGCUCAACUCCUGCAGGAGCUUGAGAAACUCAACCGAGAUCAAAAGUCUGACCAGGAUAGACUGGAAAGUGAGAGGACACGAAAAUCAGAAAUACAAGCCAAGAUCAAACAGAAAGAACAUGAAAGGGAGGAGAAUCAGAGACGUCUUGAGAAGCUGAAUGAUUACAUUAGGGCAAGUGAAUCAAACAUAGCAGAGCAGACCCGCCUUCGUGAGAGUCUUGAAGAGGAGGUGAAUGGAGCAUCGAGUCGAAUGCAGGAGAUUCAGACAGAGAUGACAUCCAUUGUUGAGCAGCUAGGAGAAGCCAAGGUUGAUAAACAUGAAAGCGCUCGUCAUCACAAGAAGGCUGAACUCAUUGAUAAUCUCAAGAGGCUUUUCAAUGGUGUGUAUGGGCGGUUAAUUGACCUCUGUGAACCAAGUCAGAAGAAGUACCAGAUAGCUGUGACCAAGGUGCUAGGUAAGAACAUGGAUGCUAUCAUCGUAGACUCCGAGAAGACUGCCAGAGACUGUAUCCAGUACAUGAAAGAACAACGUUCAGAUCCUGAGACUUUCCUUCCAUUAGAUUUCAUUGAAGUCAAGCCCAUCAAUGAAAAACUCAGGGAGAUCCGGGAUCCUCGUGGAGUGAGGCUUGUAAUCGAUGUCAUCCGAUAUGAUCCGCCGAAUGUGAAGAAAGCACUGAUGUAUGCCUGUGGUAAUGCUUUAGUGUGCGAGACAGUAGAAGAUGCCCGGACCAUUGCCUUUGGACGUCAUGAGAGACAUAAGGCAGUGGCCCUAGAUGGGACCAUGUUCCAAAAGUCUGGAAUCAUUUCAGGAGGUGCUAGUGAUUUGAAAGCAAAAGCCAGGCGUUGGGAUGAAAAGUCUUUGAAUAAUCUGAAGCAACGUAAAUCUGAACUGAACGAUAACCUCAAGGAGCUACAGAAGACCAAACGUAAGGAGUCUGAGCUGAACAACAUCAAGUCACAGAUCAACGGGCAGGAGACCAGACUGAAAUACUCCAUCAAUGAUAGAGAUAAUACUCAAAAGAAAAUCCUUGCCAACAAUGACAAAGCUAUUCAGAAGCUCAUGCAGGACCUUGAAGGGUUUGAUCCUCGUAUGAGUGCAAUCGAGGAGCAAAUCUCCCAGAGAGCGGAGCUGAUCAAAGCCAAGACCACCUCAAUGAACCGUGUUGAGGAUGAGGUCUUUGCGAACUUCUGUGACCAGAUCGGUGUAGCCAACAUCAGGCAGUACGAAGAGAAGGAACUUAGGGCCCAGCAGGAGAGAGCCAAGAAGAGGCUAGAGUUUGAGAAUCAUAAGUCACGUCUCAUGAACCAGCUGGAGUAUGAGAGAUCAAGGGACACAGAAGCCAAUGUGACCAAGUGGAAAAAAGAUGUUGCCAAAGAUGAGAAAGAUUUAGAAAAACUCAAAAAAGAGGAAGCAAAACAGAUGAAGAUUAUUGAUGAUGAGACAGAGGCAAUGACAAAGCUGAAAUUCUCCAAGACAACCAAGAAAUCUCAAAUUGAUGACAAGAAUUCUGAAGUUGAAGAGAUUCGUAAGCAGCUUAUAUCAUGCAACAAAGAAAUAACAGGUGUCCAGAAGCAGAUCACAGCGACUGAGACAAAGCUUGAGCAGAAGAAAGCUGAUCGUCAUAGUCAUCUCAAAGCUUGUAAGAUGGAGGAUAUCAAGCUACCAAUGAAGAGAGGAAAUAUGGAUGACAUCUCAGAAGAAGCUGAGCAUGGUGGAAGCCAGCGUGAUGCUGAUGACAUGGAGAGUAUGACUGGAGCUGAUAGUAUGAGUAGCCAGGGAGCCAAAUCAAUUUAUGCUAGAGAAGCUAAUAUCAUCAUCAACUACCGCAGACUUAGUCAUAGUCUCAGAGAGCUUGAUGGAAGUGAGAUCAAAGAAGAAGCAGAUAAACUAUUAUCAGGGAUUUCAAGCAUGGAAGCUACACUACAGAGGAUAGCUGCCCCAAACAUGAAGGCCAUGGAAAAACUUGAUGGAGUAAAGGAGAGAUUCCAGUCCACCACAGAAGACUUUGAAGCAGCCAGAAAGAGGGCCAAAAAAGCCAAACAACAGUUUGAGAUCAUACGCAAGGAACGAUAUGAGAGGUUCAAUACCUGCUUCGAACAUAUUUCAAAUAGGAUUGAUGACAUCUAUAAGGCUUUGUCACGUAAUCACAGUGCCCAAGCCUUCCUAGGACCAGAGAACCCUGAGGAACCCUAUCUUGAUGGCAUUAACUACAACUGUGUAGCCCCAGGAAAACGCUUCAGGCCAAUGGACAACUUAUCUGGAGGAGAGAAGACGGUUGCUGCUCUUGCCCUUCUCUUUGCCAUCCACAGCUAUCAGCCUGCACCAUUCUUUGUGUUGGACGAGAUCGAUGCUGCUCUCGAUAACACCAAUAUCAGCAAGGUAGCUGAAUACAUCAAGGAACAGUCUGAAAACCAGUUCCAAUGUCUUGUUAUUUCACUCAAAGAAGAGUUCUACAACCAUGCUGAUGCCCUCAUUGGAAUCUACCCAGAGCAAGGGGAGUGCAUCAUCAGCAGGGUGUUAACCCUUGACCUUACAGAAUACCCAGAAGCCCCUCAAGUCCCCAACCCCAUCACUGGUAUCCGCUAAAUCUAUCCUCCCAACCCUCUUCACCCCACACCAACACACUCAAUCUGCUGCAGCCGUCAGGGAAUGGUUGGAUCACACAACAUCAUCGUAUGUCUCCUCUGUUUUCAUAAAACUUUGUUUUUAUUUAAGAGUUGUAUAGAAGGUAUAGGUAAAUCUUUGUUUACAAAAUAUGUAAAUCUCGUAUCACAACUUUGUUUUCUUUUGGAAUCAUAUGGAAAAAAGGAAAAUUAUCGAACACUUGGAAACUAUCAAAGCACAGCUUGAAACAUCGUUGUUAUACAUGUAAUUGAUUAGUUUUGAGUUAACCAUUAUCAUACAUCUGUAUUCCUAAAUGCAUUAUGAUUUCUUCAUAAUGUCUUAGCCUACCUUAUCCUUACUGUCCUUGUUUACAAUAUUUUUCUUACAAAAUUGCCCUGAGCAAUGCAUUGACUGAAUGCUUCCUUGGUACUUCCUUUGCAACUUGACUGUCGUCGAGGGUUAUGACUUGAGACUGAGUCUCAAUCAGUACCGUAUAGUGACAUCUCAGUACCUACUUUCAUCCAAAAGGGCAGAUGCCUUUUGUGUGACAGGUUGAUCCUAGACCAUCAUAGGGAGCCUCACUCAAGUAAACCAGAAUUGUGUUCACACAAUAUUAACAUUGUGUAGAAUUUGAAUCCUAAUACAUGUUAACAAAGUCACUUAAGAUGAAUGUUUAGGCAAAACAAAAAUUUUCAAGUAUGAAUUGAUUAUGUGAUUAAACAUUUUUUUGUAAACACAAGCCUGCACCCAUUUUAAUUUGUGUUUCAUCAUGGGCUACAUUCCUUUGAGUAAGGAGCCCUUGAGGUGAUAGCUGUAGAUUGUUUUUGGUUUAAUUCAAGGUAAAUUUCAUGUAAGCCAUAACCUCAGGUCCUGUACAAUCUACCACGGCAAGUCAAUUGGAUAGGUUUUAUCCUCACUACCUCAACUUAAACAAGGGCGUCUCGUGUGAACCUUCCAUACUCUGCUACUUACACACACACACACACACUUGCCUUGAGAUUGUGAACCUAACUAGGUCAAUGCCAUUGUCAGCCCAUGUGUUCUUGUUUGUUUGAUCAGAUUUAAGGAAUGCUCUAGGCUGAACUAGAUCAAAAGUGGUUCACAAAUUUAUAUGUAAUGUAGCACAGUAUGUCAUUUUGGUGCUGGGGUCAAAGGUUAGUGUCAUAGGUCAGAGGUCAAUCCAUUUCCUCAGCUCAAGUUCUCCUUUUGAGUAAUGAUAACAGUACAGAGGGUCCUGCAGUCAUAUUAAGUAUAAUUUCAAAAUGAUAGAAAAACUGGUUGGACUUGGGUUUGUCAUCAACUGAUUUUUCCUUGCACCUUUUGAAGUUGUUAAAUAUUUAUCUGAAAAGGGGGCCUUAAAGGGAUCAUCAGUGAAUUCUUGAUACUUGGGUUUUACAAUACAGAUGUAGAGAUAAUGGACUGUCAAUCUAUAUAUUCGAAUUAGAAUUGGUCUAUCCAUGGUGUGUAAGAGGAUGGGGUUGUGUUGUUGUUACCUUUGUACUGUAAAUAAGUAAAUUGUACAUGUAUUUGCACCAUUGAUCUCAGUAAUUAUUGGGGACAAUCACAUCAGACACUGUUCAAAUCUUGUUACAUGUAUGUACAUAGUGCAUUCCAGUAGUUUACAUUUUCAACUUCCCUUAUUAUCUCCUGCUUUUAUAAAUCUAAUGCAAGUUUUGAAAUUGUAAAUACAUUUUUUCUCAUUCAUUCCUUUCUAAUCUGUUAGCUAAUAUUUAGUGUCGGGUCAGAGGUCUAGAGUUAUUAGAUUGCAUGUUAACAGUUUCUUUCAUAGACUUUGUACCUGUGAUUCCAUCCAAGGUCAAGGGCAUGGUCGGCUAAUAUAGGCCUCAAUGUCAGCUUUAAACUUGUCACUCCCAAUAGUUAUAAUGAAGGUGCCAUUAAUGUUUAGUGAAGGGUUGAUAUAGUUGUUAUUGGUCACAGGUAUACAAUUAAAAAGUACCAGUGAGUUUUUGUAUGACUUUCUUCUUAUUUCUCCUUACAUCGUCCUUUCUUUGCAAGUCAGGUAUCAGAAAUUUUAAAAAUUGAGGGAUUGACAUUGGAAUUCUCUCCUAAUCAUUGUAUUUAUAAAAAUUUAUCUUUAUUCCCUGUUAUUUACAAACCUCCUUUGCCUAUAUUUCAUCCAAGAGUAGUCUUUGUUAGGUAUUUUUGAUAAUGAUAAAAAAGUUUACUUGAAACUUGUACAGCUCAUUGAUCUAUGUAUCUGUUAGAAUUUGAUGUUGGUGUUUACUUGUUUUAACUGUGCAAAGGGAUAAUGAAUUCAAAAACGUUUAUUAUUCAGAUGUGAAUGCAAGAAGACUUCUUAAUUGUGGUAGUAUGACAAUAAAUAAUCCAAUUUGUAUGUAAA